AUGUCGCAACGCACCAUCAGCAAUAUAAACAGACUUAACGAUGAACAGACUCUUUUGAACCAAAGAGCUGCCCAGUUCUUACAACGUAACAUCCAAGGGAGAAGACUGUUCCAACGAUACAAGGAAACCAAACGGUUCGAGAACUCAAACUCAAACCCAAACUCAAACCCAAACUCAAACUCAAACCCAUACCCAUACCCAAACCCAAACACACAUAGAGGCGACGAUUCCAACGACAACGGUGAUUCUAAUGAUGAUUCAGACCAAGAAUAUAUUACUCCAGCCACCACCAAGACUAAACUGAAACCAAUACCCAAUGCCACAUACAGUCCUCCUCAUCGUUCACGAUUACAAGAGUUAAGAGCCAUUGCCAAGACUCGGAAAAAUGUAAGGAAAAUCUUCACCCCGUCACAAUUGGCAGAAUAUGAAAUCAAGAAAUACCAACGUUCCACGGAACUACUGAUGUCGAAAAUCCCGUUUGCCCGAUUAGUCAAGGAAGUCACAGACGAGUUCACUCUAGACGAACAACAGUUCCGUUGGCAAUCCAUGGCCAUUCUCGCAUUGCAAGAGGCCAGUGAAGCAUAUCUGGUGGGUCUACUAGACCACACCAACUUGUUGGCACUGCAUGCAAGACGUAUUACCAUAAUGAAAAAAGAUAUGCAAUUGGCAAGAAGAAUUAGAGGUCAAUUUAUUUAA
Messenger RNA from Henningerozyma blattae CBS 6284, 696 nucleotides. RefSeq names its product centromeric DNA-binding histone H3-like protein CSE4 (gene CSE4). Gene Ontology annotation, biological process: rRNA transcription. Bases 1 to 696 code for a protein of 231 amino acids. Gene Ontology annotation, cellular component: nucleosome. The transcript has a single exon. NCBI's taxonomy places the organism in Eukaryota, Fungi, Ascomycota, Saccharomycetes, Saccharomycetales, Saccharomycetaceae. The record is from RefSeq and is a predicted model, not a curated record. Gene Ontology annotation, molecular function: protein heterodimerization activity; DNA binding; structural constituent of chromatin.